AUGGCGGCGGUUGAUAAAGUUUUAUUAGCUAGUAAGUUUCGAGGAACAUUGGUUGGAGCAUUAUUGGGUGAUUGUUUAGGAGCACCAUACGAAGAUGUUGCAUCGAUAUCAAAACGUCAACUUCAAACUUAUUUUGACAAAAUGGAAAGCACUCAAGUGAAAGGACCUUUCAAACCGUACACCGACGAUUCAGCCAUGACUAGAUGCAUUGCUAAAUCGUUAAUUGAAAACAAAGUUGUCAACGAAACCGAUAUCGCAACAAAAUUCGUCACAGAGUUUUAUAAAGAGCCUAACAGGGGUUAUGGAGCAAACGUUAUUUCAGUUUUCGAUAAACUAUUAAGUACAAAAGUGUCUGAUCCCUUUGGCCCAGCAUUACAACAAUUUAACGGUUCAGGUUCGUAUGGUAAUGGAGCUGCCAUGCGAACUUCACCCAUCGCAUUAUUUUAUUUCGAUAAUUUUUCCACGCUCACGAGCAUGUGUGCAAACGUAUCUAAAAUAACUCACGCUCACAAAUUGGGAAUUAACGGAGCCAUAUUGCAAAGUUUGGCCAUAAGGAAAUGCCUUUUUUUAAAUCCGAAUGAAAAAUUAGAUGUUAACCGAUUUGCGACAGAGUUAAUUGAUGAAAUUAAAAACGUUGAAAAAGAAGAAGAUAAAUUUAACUUGUCCAAAUAUAAUUAUGAAACUCAGUUGACACUCAUGAAAAAUUUUUUUUCAAAAGAAUCACCACCAUCAGAUGAAGAAGUGGUCACAAAAUUGGGAAAUUCUGUCAGCAGCAUAUUUUCAGUACCCACAGCCAUUUAUUGCUUUUUAAGAGCACAGGAAAGGAUACCAAAGAUAGAUACGGAUAAUCCAUUUAGAAGAGCAAUACAAUAUGCUAUUUCUUUGGGUGGCGAUACUGAUACGAUUGCGAGCAUGACUGGAGCCAUUGCUGGUGCUUUUUUCGGCGAUGAAAUCAUUAAUGAAAAUUUAAAAAAAGAAUCAAUCAUGUACAUCACAAGAGGAAAGGGUUAA
Molecule: messenger RNA, 1011 nt
Organism: Pediculus humanus corporis (human body louse)
Lineage: Eukaryota; Metazoa; Arthropoda; Insecta; Psocodea; Pediculidae
Product: ADP-ribosylglycohydrolase, putative
Exons: 3
Coding region: 1-1011 (336 amino acids)
Cellular component (GO): nucleus; mitochondrion
Source: RefSeq, a predicted model, not a curated record